Messenger RNA from Neofelis nebulosa (Clouded leopard), 3248 nucleotides. RefSeq names its product glycine receptor alpha 2 (gene GLRA2). The coding region runs from base 625 to 1983 and encodes 452 amino acids. Gene Ontology annotation, molecular function: glycine binding; transmembrane signaling receptor activity; transmitter-gated monoatomic ion channel activity. Gene Ontology annotation, biological process: regulation of membrane potential; signal transduction; nervous system process. The transcript has 9 exons. Gene Ontology annotation, cellular component: postsynaptic membrane; plasma membrane; synapse. Lineage: Eukaryota; Metazoa; Chordata; Mammalia; Carnivora; Felidae. The record is from RefSeq and is a predicted model, not a curated record.
GCCCCAAGCGACUGAAAAACGAAACAUGCGCACUUCAGAGCUAGGAGCUGUCCGAGUGCUGAAAUUUAUAGGCUGGGUAAGAUCACGUCUCCGUCUCUUUCUGUAGCUCUCAUUCCAGCACAGGAUCUCAGCAAUUUUGCCCUCUUCCCCCCUGCCCAUUCCAGCGCGCAGAGUCCUUUCUUCUCUCUCAUUUACAACUUCUUUUAAAAAGAGAACAUUUUCUAGAGAAAAGAGAUUUGCUAAACAGAAAGGACAUAAAACAAAAGCCACAGCAACCCGACUUCCAGCAUGGCAUUGUCACCAGCCCCCUUUGCAUGGUGAUGCGAUUAAGGUAGCGGCAUUUUUAUUAUUUGGAAAAGCAGCUGAGGAAUCCAUCAGUUCUAAGGCUUUGUCUUUCCUUGGUUAACUGAUGGUCCUGAGCCCCGAUUUGACCUGACCAUGAUGCCUAGGACUGGCACUUUUUGUUUUUCCUCAGCAAACUGUACAAGCCCAAAUCUCUUUUUGAUUUCCAAGGAAACUAGAUUCCUGCCAGAUUUCGAAUCUGGACAAUAAAUAGAUACUUUGUCCUAGCUUCUUUCUGGAAUCUUUUCGGGAAUAUUUUCCACAAGCAUCACAGAAACAGGAAUGAACCGGCAGCUAGUGAACAUUUUGACAGCCUUGUUUGCAUUUUUCUUAGAGACAAACCACUUCAGGACGGCUUUCUGCAAAGACCAUGACUCCAGGUCUGGAAAACAACCUUCACAGACCCUAUCGCCUUCAGAUUUCUUGGACAAAUUAAUGGGAAGGACAUCAGGAUAUGAUGCAAGAAUCAGGCCCAAUUUUAAAGGGCCUCCUGUAAAUGUUACCUGCAACAUAUUUAUCAACAGCUUUGGGUCAAUAGCAGAAACUACAAUGGACUACCGAGUGAAUAUUUUUCUGAGACAACAGUGGAAUGAUUCACGGCUGGCAUAUAGCGAGUAUCCUGAUGAUUCCCUGGACUUGGACCCAUCCAUGCUGGACUCCAUUUGGAAACCAGAUUUAUUCUUUGCCAAUGAGAAGGGUGCCAACUUCCAUGAUGUCACCACUGACAACAAAUUGCUUCGAAUUUCAAAAAAUGGCAAAGUACUCUACAGUAUCAGACUCACCUUGACCCUAUCCUGUCCCAUGGACUUGAAGAAUUUUCCAAUGGAUGUCCAGACGUGUACAAUGCAGCUGGAGAGUUUUGGGUACACGAUGAAUGACCUGAUAUUUGAGUGGUUAAGCGAUGGUCCAGUUCAAGUUGCUGAAGGACUGACCCUGCCUCAGUUUAUUUUGAAAGAAGAGAAGGAACUUGGCUACUGCACAAAGCACUACAACACUGGAAAGUUUACCUGCAUCGAGGUUAAAUUUCACCUGGAACGCCAGAUGGGGUAUUAUUUGAUCCAGAUGUACAUCCCCAGUCUGUUGAUAGUCAUUUUGUCCUGGGUCUCCUUUUGGAUAAACAUGGAUGCAGCCCCUGCUAGGGUCGCACUGGGCAUCACCACUGUCUUGACGAUGACCACCCAGAGUUCAGGUUCCAGGGCAUCUCUGCCAAAGGUCUCCUAUGUCAAAGCGAUUGACAUCUGGAUGGCGGUGUGCCUUCUGUUUGUGUUUGCUGCCUUAUUGGAAUAUGCAGCAGUGAACUUUGUCUCCAGGCAACACAAGGAGUUCCUGCGGCUCCGGAGAAGACAGAAGAGGCAGAAUAAGGAAGAAGAUGUUACUCGUGAAAGUCGUUUUAAUUUCAGUGGUUAUGGGAUGGGUCACUGCCUCCAAGUGAAAGAUGGAACAGCUGUCAAGGCCACACCUGCCAACCCGCUCCCACAACCCCCAAAAGAUGCAGAUGCCAUCAAGAAGAAGUUUGUGGACCGGGCAAAAAGGAUUGACACGAUAUCUCGAGCUGCCUUCCCAUUGGCCUUCCUCAUUUUCAACAUCUUUUACUGGAUCACAUACAAGAUCAUUCGGCAUGAAGAUGUCCACAAGAAAUAGAUGUGCCCUUUGGACCCUGGACUUUCUUGCCUAAUUGUUGUGCUUGUAAAUACACAGUGAAAUUGUCUUUCUAUCACUUUGACAGAGGAGAUGACUAAGGGAGGGGGGAGAGAAGAUCAUGAGGGCAGGUUUCCUGGCACGUACAUGAAUAAAGAUAAGUUAUCUGGGCAAUGAUGGAAAAUGUUUGCACAAAAUUAAGGUGUUGCAGAAUCACGUGAGCAUAAUUCCCUUCAUAGUCUUUAGCAUUGUUAUUUCAGGUGAUGUAUUAAUUAGACAGGAUAUGCAAGGUCAAGUGCUUGAGAGCUAUUUGGUUUGGUUUUGACUAAUUCUGGUACUGAAAAGUUAGCUUAAAACACACACACACACACACACACACACACACACACACACACACACAGAAGGAAAAUGCUUACCAUCUGACCAUAGUGACUAGCCUAUAGUGAGUUGAGGACCAAACUUUUUCAGGAAAAUGCUGCCUCGUUUUUAAAACAAGUACCCUGAGCUACGUUCUUUACGGUGUCUGUAAUUAGUGUUUCACCUGAGAAAUCCUUUUGUGGGUUGUAAAUUAUUUCUAUUUAUUGAGAAAACAACAACAAAAAAUAAGCACCAACCACAAAGAACAGAUUUCUACUUUACUGUCCGUGUAGGUGUGUAAUUUAAUAUUAUUUUUUGUUCCUCAGUGUAAUUUGGGGGUUUAAACUGUGUAUUGUGUAAUUGAUUUGAUAGUAUACCCUCUUAAAAAUAGAUGCCCAUCUUAUUUUAGAUCCCAAUCAGCACACUGUAUUUUUUUUGCUUUGACUAUAUUGACAUGCGACUUUAACUGCUCAAGUGUCACUUAGCCAUUGCAGCCUCUCGGCCACAGUAUUUAUGGAGAUGGUAUGUCCUGAACGGUGUAGCUCAUAUUAGCUUGAACUUUCCAUUUCUGCUCUCAUUGUAGGUGUAACUACUAGUCCUAAUGUCAAACGACCAUGAUUUCUACUGUCAAUCCAAGUGAAUAUCGUUUUAAAUAUCCUUAAUUAACUUACAGAAUUUUAAAAUUGUACUGUGAUUUUCAUAACCCGUUGCCUUUUUGGUACCAGAGCUACGUGGUUUGAAUCCUGGCUACAUGUUUUAAGUAAGAAAACAAAUAAAAGACGUAUUUUUGCUUACUCAGAUAAAAGACAACCUGUAAAAAUAUAACGAGAAACUUAAAUUUUACAUGUGCUGUAAAAGGGAUUAUUAAAAAAUAUUUGUUCAAUUUCAAUAAAGCUAAGUGUGCCACAAAA